GUGUAUGUGUUUUGUGCUUCUCCUUGUGUAUGUGUUUUGUGUGUCAAUCAGUGUCGCUGUCGACACGACGCAGUUCUGAGAACGGGGCUUGAGACUGCCAGGAAAAAGUUGAUUCGUAAUCUACAACCUCAAAAUACAGUGUAUACCAAUUUUUGUGCAAAUCAUGUGUGAUGAGUAAAUCGGACGAUUCCCAGCUUUUCCAAUAAUUACCAUUUUUUUUCUGUUAAGUGUGACAUCUACAUAUGUGAUUUUCGCCCCGUCCGUUUAUGGCUACGGAAGAACGAAUCCCGCACUAUCCCAAAAAUGGACCUAAAAGCUAUUUUAAAAGAAAAACUAAAGAAAUUGGAUGAAAAUUCUGUUUCAUAUGAAGAACCUCUUAGAAAUGAAGACAAGAUUUUUCAAGACUUAUUGCAUGAAUGGGGUAAAGUAUCUAUCAAAAGUAAAAUAAUUCCAAGGUUUUUUAACAGGAUUCCUAGUGAAACAGAACCUUUAAGGCAAAAGUUACGUGAAGAAAGCAGGUCAGAUUUGUUGAAGCGAAAAAGUCUUCCUCUUCUUGAUAGAAAUGAGUUAAAUGAUUUAUGGAUGUUAUUAGAUCAGCAUCAAAGCUUUCCAGAUGAACAGUUAAUUACAUACAGUGAUUUUCAGAAAGUCUCACAACUAGCCAGUCCAAAAUCAAAGCCUUACUUCAAACCUAGUCUGUUUGCAAAAUUACAGCAAGGUGAUCCUCAGGGCAGAGUAUCUAUAAUUUCAUUGUUCAACUAUGUCAUGAGAAAAGUAUGGCUAGACCAUACAAGAGUUGGCUUAUCAGUAUAUGAUAGUAAUGGUCAAGGGUAUCUUACCGAAACAGAAUUGGAAAACUAUAUUACUGAUUUGUUACCGACACUAUGUCAGUUGGAUGGUUUAGAGAAAUCAUUUCAUAGUUUCUAUGUUUGUACAGCUGUAAGAAAAUUUUUAUUCUUUUUGGAUGUAGUGAGGGUCAAUAGGGUAAGAAUAUUAGAUAUCUUAGCAUGUUCGUUCUUGGACGAUUUAUUAGAAUUAAGAGAUCAGGAUUUAAGUAAAGAUUUGCAAGAACAGAACUGGUUCAGUGCACCAUCAGCUUUGCGAAUAUAUGGGCAUUACCUGAACUUAGAUAGGGAUCACAAUGGAAUGCUUAGCAAAACUGAAUUAUCUGGUUAUGGUUCUGGAACCCUAACACAACCAUUUCUAGACAGAGUUUUUCAAACGUGCCUUACUUACGGUGGCGAAAUGGAUUAUAAGACUUAUUUAGAUUUAGUUUUAGCUCUAGAAAAUAGAGGAGAACCACAAGCACUGACUUUCCUUUUUAAAAUAUUGGAUAUAAAGGACUGUGGCUAUUUGGAUGCAUUCACAUUAAACUAUUUUUUUAGAGCAAUUCAAGAGCAAAUGAAGGUGAAUGGUUCUGAACAACCAAUAUCAUUCCAUGAUGUCAAAGAUGAACUCUUUGAUAUGGUUAAACCGAAAGAUCGAGAAAAAAUUACUUUAAAUGAUUUGAUUACCUGCGGGCAAGGAGACACUUUCGUCAGUAUUCUCAUUGAAUUUCACGGAUUCUGGGCUCAUGAGCACAGAGAAACUAUAUCAUCCGAACCUCAGGAUACUUUGUGAUAUUGUUUAAUAUUUACUUUAAUAAAUCAAACUGAUUUCCUAAU
Messenger RNA from Sitophilus oryzae (rice weevil), 1664 nucleotides. RefSeq names its product serine/threonine-protein phosphatase 2A regulatory subunit B'' subunit gamma-like. The record is from RefSeq and is a predicted model, not a curated record. Gene Ontology annotation, cellular component: spindle; centrosome. The coding region runs from base 304 to 1620 and encodes 438 amino acids. Gene Ontology annotation, biological process: cortical cytoskeleton organization; positive regulation of B cell differentiation; B cell homeostasis. The transcript is spliced from 7 exons. Lineage: Eukaryota; Metazoa; Arthropoda; Insecta; Coleoptera; Curculionidae.